UUGCGUCUUCUUCGCUGGACAAUAAUGAAAGCUCAAGUUGAAUUCUCACCUAUGCAAAUGAAGCAAAUGACAGAAACAAUUACUAAGGAAAUGUCGGUUAUUCAACAGCUCAAGUUGGAAGUAGAACAAAUGAAACUGCAUUUGGAACAAACCCAAUGUCAUAGCAACACAAGUUCUAGCAUGUAUAAGGAUAAUCUUGUACAGAACUUAGAGUUGCAAGUCGAAUCUCUCAAAGAGGAACUUUGGGCAGAGUCAAAUUUACGCAACCGAAUGGAAGAGGAACUCAGCCGUAUGGAAGAUGAGCUCCGAAUUUACAAACUGGCAACAUCUUCCGACCCAAAUACCCAUAAGAUGAAUGACCACAGAUUUCAACAGGAAGACCAGUUGAAAGGACUAAGAAAUUCAGUGAAAGAAAAUGCGUUUUUUAAAAAUGGAGCGCCAACUGACGAUGGAGAGCGUCAAAUGGAUGAGUUCCCUGAGAGAGAUAAUUCCAAAGAGGUUAACUUCAGGCAUGGGAGACCAGCGGAAGAGGAUGAGCUCAAAGUUGAACUGGCAGAAACUCAGUUGCUAUACGACAGUGCUUGCCAACGUGUGAAGGAGUUGGAGGGAAAACUUUCCAGUUUGGAAGAAAAAUACGAGGUUGCCUGCCGCACGGUUAACCAAACCUUUCAAAAGGUUUCAGAUACAUUGGAACUGGCAAAAACUGCAGCCGACGAAAGGGAUGCAGCUCUAGCUGAUCAAGCGAACACGGAAAGCGAGUUGCAUAAACUUCGCUCUGUGAUUGAGAAGCUCAUAGAAGAAGCUGGGCAGAAAACGCGCGAAGAAGUUGACAAAGUUCGAGAGCAAGCUAACCAAAAUAUUACCGCUUUGCUGGAAGAGCUUCACAUGGUUGAAAAGAGUCGAUCGCAGUUGGCAAUGGAACUGGAAAAGUACAAGGUCACAAGUGAGAGAGAAAUCCGAAUGAACAGCAAUAUUCCGACGAACCAGGUUGAUUUGCGUUUUGAACAAACUCUCCAGCGAGCACAUCAGGCGGAAAGAGAACGUGAUGAGCUCAAGCUGAAGUUGGAAACGUCCGAAUCGUCACGUGAACGAGUCCUGGCAGCGAAGCAAAGUGAAAUUGAGCAACUCCUGUGUGAGGUUAAACUUCUCAAGGAACGUUUGGAAACGUCUGAAGCAAAUCAAAAAUUGAACGAAGAGAUGUUCAAGCGACACAGUGAGUCCAUAAAAGAAGCUGAACGACAUGCGGCAGAUGCCAGACAACAGUCCGAAGCGGCCCAGCGAUCAGCGUUGCAGCAGGUCAUGCAUGCGCACCAAACUUUGGAACUGCAAGAGGCGGAAGCCAAACGGCGAAUCGAUGCCUUGGAAAACGCAAGCCGACUGAGUGCCAAACGCUGGCAAGAUAUUUUGACUAAGCAACAAAAAUUGACAAUGCAGUGGAAAUCGGAGGCACAGCUGCUAGCCGAUCAGAUGGAACAGCAGGGAAAUGCAAUGCGUGCCGAAACGGAACACUACAAAGACAAAGUGGAACAAUUGCUUAAAAAGCUAGCACAGUAUGAAGCAUCCAAAUUAAAGAUGUCCUCUAGACCGGGAGCGCUUCUCCUCGCUAGUCUGCUGAAUCAAAUGCCCCUAGAAAAGGAGCGUUACGAAAUCUAG
Opisthorchis viverrini is the source of this 1653-nucleotide messenger RNA. RefSeq lists its product as hypothetical. Bases 25 to 1653 code for a protein of 542 amino acids. Gene Ontology annotation, biological process: clustering of voltage-gated sodium channels; cilium assembly. The record is from RefSeq and is a predicted model, not a curated record. Lineage: Eukaryota; Metazoa; Platyhelminthes; Trematoda; Opisthorchiida; Opisthorchiidae. Gene Ontology annotation, cellular component: centriole. The transcript has 10 exons.